GUCAUGCAAUCAUUUGCGUUAACUUGUUUGUUGCAGCGCUUGUCUGCUGUCGGUGGUAAUGGCGGCGCUGAUAAGAGGACUGAGAGCUGGAAGGGCCUUGCGGGGUCUUAGCAGUGUUGCAGUUCAAGCCAAACUCAGUCCCCAGUGUAACAAUGUGAGACGUGGAUUCCAUCGUGCCGCCCUGUUACAGGUUGCUGAUGACCGGAAAAGUGACACAUCUGUACCACCACCAUCCUACCAUGAGGUCCACACAGCUGGAGAGCGCUCAUCCACUUCUGCACAAGGAGAAUCAAAUGAUGCAGCUGCUGGGCAGGACAACGCACAGCCAAACACCAGUUAUCAAGACCAGAGUGGUGAACACGGUGAGGACUACGAGACAGAGGAGCAGCUCCAAGCUCGGAUCCUGACGGCAGCACUGGAGUUCGUUCCACAGCAUGGCUGGACUGUGGAGGCCAUUGCAGCUGCAGCAGAGACUCUUGGCCUGUCAGCAGCCUCCACUGGGAUGUUCAACAAUGGAGCCGGAGACUUGGCCUUACAUUUCAUUGUGCAAUGUAACGCUCAUCUCACGGAGAUACUCGCAGAGCAACAUAAUCAAGUACAACUUGGCCAGGCAGAGCCAAAGAAAACGGCACAAUUUCUGAGAGACGCGGUGGAGACGAGGUUGCGGAUGUUGAUUCCUUACAUUGACACAUGGCCUCAGGCUAUGAGCAUCCUCCUCCUACCCCACAAUAUCCCCGACAGCCUGAAGCACCUGUCAACAAUGGUGGAUGACAUCUGGUACUACGCAGGCGAUCGCUCAACAGACGUGAACUGGUACACCCGCCGGGCGGCACUGACUGGGAUCUAUAACACCACAGAGCUGGUGAUGGUGCAGGACUCAUCUCCUGACUUUGAGGACACCUGGGCCUUUCUCAAUAACCGUAUAGAAGAUGUAGUUAACAUAGCCAAUGCUGCUAAACAGGUGCAAGCCACAGGAGAAGCUGUGGUUCAAGGAUUCAUGGGAGCUGCAAUUACGCUGAAGAACCUAACGGGGAUGAACCAGAGAAGAUGAAUCCGUUUGUCUCUGCUCCUGUCUUCCUUACGUCUCAUCUACUACUCAUUGACACCUUGGCCAAGCAGCACAAAUAUCUGACACCUCACUCAACAGCUCUAGACCAAUAAAACGGAAUGAAAUGAUCACAAUGGCAGAGGUUGUGUUCAAAUGCAUGGUUUGAUCUGUUAUCAAGGUAACACUUUACGACAAGGUUCCAUUAGUUAACAUUAGUUAAUGCAUUAGGUAUCAUGAACUAACAAUGUACAAUAAUUUUUUUUCAGCAUAUAUUAAUCUUUUGUUAAUGUUAGUUAAUAGAAGUACAAUUUUUCAUUGUUAGUUCUUGGUGCAUUAACUAAUGUUAACAAACACUAACUUUGAUUUUAAAAAUGUUUUAGUAUAUGGUGAAAUUAACACCAUAUGCGCAAUUUAGCCAAGAUUAUUAAAUGCUGUAAAAGGUAUUGUUAAUUGUUCAAGUUAAAUGUUGUUAACUAAUAUUAACAAAUGGAACCUUAUUGUAAAGUGUUCCCAUUUUCACAUUCUUGGCACUUUUAAAUGGGUCAGCUGUGCCAUAACUGUGCAGAUUCCCAUAAUUAAAAAUGGUAAUAAUAGUUUCUGUUGAAAGGUCAUUAGUUACUAGAGUUAUUUCUACUUCAAUAAAACAAUGAUCCCUUACUAAAAAGUGCUGUGGAGGUACCAUGAUACAGUGAUGGUAUCAGAUGAUAACACCACAGUGCUUUGAGAUAUAUAUAUAUAUAUAUAUAUAUAUAUAUAUAUAUAUAUAUAUACUAUUUUACCUUGGUUACCAUAUUCAUGUAACAUGGUAUUUACAUAGUUCUCCAAAGUACUUUAAACAGUACUAUGGUACUACCAUGGUACCAUGUCCAAAUACUUUAAUACUUUUUUGUUGGUGGUAGUAGCCACCAUUUUAAUUAACCAAUCAAUAAAUAAAAUCAAAACAAAAUGACAAA
Molecule: messenger RNA, 2001 nt
Organism: Myxocyprinus asiaticus (Chinese sucker)
Lineage: Eukaryota; Metazoa; Chordata; Actinopteri; Cypriniformes; Catostomidae
Product: ubiquinone biosynthesis protein COQ9-B, mitochondrial-like
Exons: 9
Coding region: 59-1051 (330 amino acids)
Biological process (GO): ubiquinone biosynthetic process
Cellular component (GO): mitochondrial inner membrane
Molecular function (GO): lipid binding
Source: RefSeq, a predicted model, not a curated record